AUGGCGGAAGCCGACCAACAAAAAGUGACCGCCGCAUUCCCGCCUCCGCCACCAUUCUGGAAGCAUUUCACAUCGCAGAAUCUGAAGAAGCUGGAUGACUGCAAGAAAGAACACGAGAAAAAUCUUGGUCCGAAGCAGACUUGGACACCUGAAGCUCUUCGCACGCUUGAACUGCCACCGGAGCUACGAUUUCUUGUCCCGCCCCAAGCCCCAACAUCAGGUUCAUACUCGAUAUUCGGCGAGUCGCAAUCGGUCUCAAUAAAUCUUCCCUCAUUACAAGAUCAAGGCAUCGAGCAACUCUAUCCCUCCCCGCCCGCAGGCCAAGAACAUGCUUUACCUGCCAACCACCGAUUCUAUCUUCUAAAAAUCAGCAAAUCCCUCCUUCUCAACUUCCUUGAGUUUAUCGGUAUACUCGCACUCUGUCCAGAGCGAUUCGAGUCCAAAGUACAAGACAUACGAAACCUGUUUAUCAAUGCGCACCACCUGUUGAACUUGUAUCGGCCCCAUCAGGCACGAGAGUCCUUGAUAAUGAUGAUGGAGGAGCAACUGGAGAAAACCAAAGAAGAAAUCAGCGAAAUGGACAGGGUUAAGGAGAAGGUCCAGGGCUUUCUUGAGCAGCUGGAGGCUGAGGGUACGAAUAUUGGCAGGACUGGCCCUGUGGAUUCCGACAUGUUUCUUAAGAAGCGCGAAAUUACAGCCGAGGAGGAGGUCAUAGAAGAGGCUAGGUCUAUGUGGAAUUUACUUGACAAAAUCGAUGAAGAUUGA
Messenger RNA from Blastomyces dermatitidis ER-3, 765 nucleotides. RefSeq names its product RNA polymerase II mediator complex protein. NCBI's taxonomy places the organism in Eukaryota, Fungi, Ascomycota, Eurotiomycetes, Onygenales, Ajellomycetaceae. The transcript is spliced from 2 exons. Gene Ontology annotation, cellular component: mediator complex; core mediator complex. Gene Ontology annotation, biological process: regulation of transcription by RNA polymerase II. Gene Ontology annotation, molecular function: transcription coregulator activity. Bases 1 to 765 code for a protein of 254 amino acids. The record is from RefSeq and is a predicted model, not a curated record.